Clarias gariepinus (North African catfish) is the source of this 2981-nucleotide messenger RNA. RefSeq names its product GH3 domain containing (gene ghdc). The transcript is spliced from 10 exons. Gene Ontology annotation, cellular component: cytoplasm. NCBI's taxonomy places the organism in Eukaryota, Metazoa, Chordata, Actinopteri, Siluriformes, Clariidae. Gene Ontology annotation, molecular function: acid-amino acid ligase activity. The record is from RefSeq and is a predicted model, not a curated record. The coding region runs from base 223 to 2082 and encodes 619 amino acids.
ACAAAGGUUUUAAAUAUAAAAGUUGCUGUGAAUAUGAUACGCAAAGAGCAAACUAACGUCUACGCGAUGACGUCAUCACGUCAGUACGUCAAUCCGGAAGUUUAUGUAAAUAAGGAAGAGCGGAUCUUAACUGGCUACUUUUUUUUUUUUCACGUGAAUAAACUUUUUACGAGAAAUUAAAAGAAGAUAUUAUAUAAUUGCGUUUAAAGUCACUUUACAGACAUGGUGUAUGUGUCGCGCGCUGCCUGGGGCGCUGUUCUCGGCUGUGGCCUCGUGGCGGCGCUAGCAGUAGGAACGGCGCACGGUGUGUUCCCGGCUCUCUGCGCCGUAGCUCUGAGCGUAGCUGCUGCUCUCUGUGGCGAGUGUGCGAGGGGAAACGGACGCAGUGUGUUCAGCAUCACACGUCACUACCUGUCCGUUAGACGUGUGAUCCGAGCAGGGAGACGGCAGAGAGACGUGCUGGAGAGAGAAACACUGAGCGUACGGAGAGUGCAAGAGGAGACGCUGCUCAGACGACUGAGAGAUGCAAAAAAUACACGCUACGGACUUGAGCAUCAAUUCAGUUCUGUCACAGACGUCACUGAUUUUCUAAAGCGCCACCCCGUCACCACAUACGCUCAUUAUGAGGAGCUAAUACGCCAAGUUGCCUCCGGCGAGGAAAAGAUUGUUGUCAUGGAGACACCCAAACUAACGAUGACCUCGGGGUCCUCAGGAUGCGGCAAGAUGCUCCUAAACACCAAAGAAACCAACAGUGACUAUGUACGGGGCAUGUCAGUGUGUGUAGAUGCCAUGGAGAAAUCUUUCCCCGGUGCAACGAGUGUUCUCCAGACGACUUUAAGACUGGUUUACCCAUCGCCUGAACGUUACUCUGAGGCUGGACUUCGAAUCGUGGAGUCACAGUUUUCUGCUAAACAUACACACCAGCUCUGCAUGAGUCCCGCAGCCGUCUUACAGGUGCAGAAUGAGCGCGAUGCUCUGUACCUUCACCUGCUCUUCAACCUCAGAGAUCGUCAUGUCGGCAUCUUGGAGUCCAGGUUCUCCUGCGCAGUCUACGACGCCUUCAGACUCCUGGAGGAGCAUUGGAAGGAGCUGGUUGCUGAUGUGGAAUCAGGUCGGAUCAGCUCCAGGCUUCCUCUGGAUGCUCGGCUGAGGUCGGAGCUGGAGAGGAAAAUGAAGCCGGAUCCUGUUAGGGCAGCAGAGCUCAGGACGGCCAUCACCGAGGGCUUUGAAGGCAUUGCUACAAGACUGUGGCCUCGUUUACAUCUCAUUCACACCAUCGACUCGGGGCCACAUCAGAUUUAUGCAGAGAAUCUCAGGCAGCACUACUGCAAGGGCGUGCCCUUCUAUUCUUCACUCUACUCUGGUUCUGAAGGUCUGAUUGGAGUGAACUUGUGGCCACUCCAGGACAGCAGACAUUACCUGCUCUGUCCUUGUUCCAUGUUCUUCGAGUUUCUCCCAGAGGAGCAUUUGGACACACAACACACACUCGACACACUGCUAAUGGACGAGGUGGAGGAGGGGAAAAACUACGAGCUGAUCAUCACCAAUGCUUCAGGACUCUUCAGAUAUCGCCUGGGAGACGUGGUGAAAGUGGUCGGGUUUCACAACCAGUGUCCAGUGGUGGAGUUUCUCUACAGACCCAGCCAGACGCUAAACACUCGAGGUGAAAAAGUAAACGAGGCCCUGUUUUUAGCUGCGCUGAGGAAAGCGGUGACUCAGUGGCCUGGUGCUAAACUGGUGGAUUACUGCUGUGCUGAGAGUGGAAUUCUGGGAGACUCAUCCGGAGGAGCUCAGCCUCAUUACCAAGUGUUCCUGGAGCUGCGAGGUGUCAGGAACCUCACGGAGGAACAGCGAUAUAAGUUGGACAUGUGUCUGCAGGCUGACUGCGCCCUCUACAAGUCGUUCCGGAUCAAAGGCAGCAUUGGACCAAUGAGAGUGCAGCUGGUUAGUGAAGGGGCGUUCCGUGAGUUGAGGAGUCACAUGAUUUCCUUCUGCCACGCCUCCACCAACACGUUUCAGAUGCAGCGCGUCAUCCGCAGGAAAGACUAUGCCGACUUCCUGCUGAGGAAAACGGUUUCCUGAUGGCGAGUACACACUCGGAAACAGUCGCAUGGUUUCUUCAGACACUGGACUGACUGACUGACAACGUUUCCAUUGUAAAAGCAAAACAAAAACAGCGCCGCAAUGCUUUCUGUGUAAAUUGUGCUUGUGACGCUUACAGUGAUGUCGACUGAUGAAUCAGCGAAAGCCAGCAGGAGGAGGUUUAAUGUGAAUAAGGCUAUUUGUAAGCUGAAGAACGUUAGCUAGCUAAUCGUGUCUGUUACGGGAAACUCCAGAGCAAGAAAGCGACCAAGGAAUCUCGUGACUUGACCUGGACUUUAGAUGAGUGUGAACGGUUCACUGAAACAGUCUAAACGAGGCGUAGCAAUCUAGCUAGCCAGCUAAGUCUGAUAAAUGAUUGAAAACUUACUUCACUGAUGUGAUCGUUAGCUACGUAGUGAAGCUGUAAAUCUAAACAAUUUAACAUGAGACAAACAUAACCGCGCUAGUGAAAGCUUUCUCCGAUUCUGAUUUCCAGCAGCAUUAAAAAAAAGGUAUUUUAGCCCAGCUUUUAAAAUGUAUAUAUACUGUAGUCUCUCCCCUCCUCUCUCUCUCUCUCUCUCUCUCUUUAUUACAGCAGACAUCGCUGACGCGUCUCCCCCAGGUGUCUAUAAAAUAUUCAGGAAAUGCACACAUUUGGCUAAAGGUGUAUUUUGGUCGUUAGUGUCUGUGUAUUUUGACUUGUUCCUCCUACAGAUGGUGCUGCAGCAUCUCUCUCUAACGCAGUUCACAAGUACAACAGAUCAUAUUUUUUUGUGUUUUGUGAAAAAAUAACUACCGGGAUUUGUUCUUUUGCAAAGUGCAGAAAAUAAUGGAGAGAGAAUGAGAUAAGAAUGCUAAACUGACAGAAAGGAUCUAUAAUAAUGAAAAAAGUAGUGAUG